Messenger RNA from Caenorhabditis briggsae, 237 nucleotides. Lineage: Eukaryota; Metazoa; Nematoda; Chromadorea; Rhabditida; Rhabditidae. The coding region runs from base 1 to 237 and encodes 78 amino acids. The transcript has 2 exons. The record is from RefSeq and is a predicted model, not a curated record.
AUGUGGAGAAAGGACAUGGAAUAUUGCCCUCUACGAUCCUUCUCGGUCGCCCGGAGUUUAACGAAUGAUCAUCCGGAUGAUUUAAUUCACCGUUGCUACAUUUUGAGCGUUUGCAACAUGGUCUAUGACCAUGAAGACUCUGCCAGGACCAUCCAGGAACGGAACCUGUCCUGCAGCACUUGCAUCAACUUCUCAAUUGGCUUCAAAGUUCGAGAAUCGGACGUGGCUGAUGGUUAG